This is a messenger RNA of Puccinia triticina, 1623 nucleotides long. RefSeq lists its product as uncharacterized. The record is from RefSeq and is a predicted model, not a curated record. The transcript has 10 exons. NCBI's taxonomy places the organism in Eukaryota, Fungi, Basidiomycota, Pucciniomycetes, Pucciniales, Pucciniaceae. The coding region runs from base 1 to 1623 and encodes 540 amino acids.
AUGAGUGCCAUCGGAGCAAGCUCCCAGUUGGACGACAACCUACAGCCGAAAAUCAUUCCCAACCCAUACGCGAAGCUUUUGGACCACGUCAACAGAGUUACCUUCCCCGAAUAUACCGCUCCGGUGCACAAGGUUCUGUUAGCUUUCGGGUGCAUUCAUGCCGUAACCGUACUUGUCUGCAUCUUCGUCAUGCUCAUUCCUUUACGGCGGAGCCCCGAAUCCCGCAAAAAACUCACUUGGAUACUGCGUAAAAAAUAUGUGCCCAAUAUUGCCACCCCUUACCAUGUGAUGAACAGUGGCCUUGUUGUAGUUGCCUCCCAACUCAUGUCCAGUCUUGUAUUUGUGACAUACAUUAUUCUCGACUAUCAUAGUCUUAAUUCCACUUCUUUUACUCUGAGAGCUUGUCUUCACGUCUGUUGGGAACUAUGCCUUCUACCUGGAUACUUUGGAUUCCAUGUCACAGCCUUCGGUUCUUUGUAUACAUGUCUCUGCUCACCAAGGUACUCAAGAAAGCGAAGAAGUGUAUUUACGCAUCCCCUCCUCCUCAACAUACUCUUUUACGUCCUGCCAGUGCUUGUGACAGUACAAGCCGUAGCGUGGUCGAUUGUUCUCGUUCUUGGCAUCAAAGGGGAAGGAGAUUCUUACAAGGCACUAGCUGCCCACUUGGAGUACGGCGCGGAUAACUGGCAGCCAGGUCAAAACCCCAACAACCCCAUUCAUCGACGCGCGGUGUAUCUACUAGGGAGUUACAUAGACGACGGUAAAUAUUUUUCGAACUGCUGGGUUUGGUCUUCGAGGACCUGGUCAGCGAUAGGCAUCACACUGGCUCUGUUUUACGCUCUCAAUGUUGCAAACUUACUCUACGUGCUGAGAAGAUGCCUCAAAGCUUCACAAACCCCGCACCAAUUCCCUGGAAACAUGAAGCCGGUCGAUACACUAGAGCAACACGUUCCAUCUUAUUGUCGUGAAAACUUUGAAUCACCCAUUCCUCAGGCGACUCUUCCCGAAGUCCCGAUAAACAACUCGAAAAAAAUCCCGCGGUCUAAUCUAGCCCAGCCCUCUAUCAAAGAACUCAAGAAUGGCUAUAUUUAUUUAAUCGUGCACUGUUCAAUCAUGCUGUUGGACCUACUUAUCCACGUCACCACUUCUACAAUCAGAACGAUUCACUAUGAACAGGCUAUUGUGGAUAAGGGGUGGAGAUCAAGAACAACCUGGUUGGUGCUACUUGGCUCUACUUUGGCCUCAGUGGCAAUGAUUUUCCAUAGUUGGAGGAUAUUCACCGAACGUGAUAAGACAAACAUUCCGGAACCUAACCCUGGAAUACUUGUUCGCAAGUUUUUAACUUCUCAUCGUGAAGGGCCCGACCCAGACGUAAACACGCCUAACAUGAAUUUGCAACAGCGGGGAUGCCACGAGACAGCUCCAAGGAAAACGGCUAAAUUAGAGAGCUCGAGUACCCCUACCUCCGAUUGGUCGAUAAGCCGUAUUCAAGCAACACGCUCACCACCUCUAUUCUCGGCAUUAGAUGAUAUCAAUCGUUAUACAUCAUACGAAAUGCCUCCCAUAAGCGAACGCGACAGGCUGGGCGGAUAUCUCUCCAUUCCACCCACUCAUCUUCCUUAG